Molecule: messenger RNA, 6558 nt
Organism: Rana temporaria (common frog)
Lineage: Eukaryota; Metazoa; Chordata; Amphibia; Anura; Ranidae
Gene: COL4A5
Product: collagen type IV alpha 5 chain
Exons: 54
Coding region: 331-5406 (1691 amino acids)
Cellular component (GO): collagen trimer; basement membrane
Molecular function (GO): extracellular matrix structural constituent
Source: RefSeq, a predicted model, not a curated record
CAUUAAUUUUGAGAAAAGGAAAGAGAGGGAGGCGAGCUGUAUGAGAGAGAGCAGCUUAUUGCAUGAGCCUGGGGAGCAGUGCAGGCGGAAGGAUAAUAAGCCGGUGAUCCGCCGUGUAUUGGGAAGAGUGCGGAGCAGUUGGCAGGUCUGUGUUGGAGGUGUCGGGUGGCCCCUGUGCUCUCUCUCCCUCUCUGUCUGUCCCCCUCCCCCGGGACUUGCUGCAUCCUCUCCCCAGAAUAUGUCAGCUCCUCAGCCUGAGCCUUGUAUGUGGAGUCGCUACUAAGUCCUUGCUACUAAGUCCUUGGUGCUGAGUCCUUGGUGCUGUGAAGAAUGAGGUUGGGACAUUUGCAGAGUUUGCCCGGUGUCGGGGUCCUGGCUUUGCUGCUGGUGUAUUGGGUGCACCAUUCAGAGAGUGCGGCAUGUCAGGGUUGUUCAUCGUCAUCGUCAUCAAAAUGUGACUGCAGUGGCGUUAAAGGAGACAAGGGUGAAAGGGGGCUUCCUGGAUUAGAAGGACAGAUUGGAUUACCUGGAUUUCCAGGACCUGAAGGACCACCUGGAUCUCGGGGUCUAAAGGGUGAUGAUGGACAGCAAGGACCUACUGGCCCCAAAGGAAUACGAGGACCUCCAGGACUGCCAGGAUUUCCAGGAUCACCCGGAUUACCUGGUUUGCUAGGUCAGGAUGGAGCCCCCGGACCUGCUGGUAUUCCAGGAUGCAAUGGAACAAAGGGAGAUCGUGGUUUUCCAGGAAGUGCAGGUUUUCCAGGUCCAUCUGGUCCCCAGGGUCCUCCUGGAUUACCAGGUUUAAAAGGGGAGCCAGGGGAAGGUUUCUCUGUGUCACAGCCAGGACAAAAAGGUGAUCUUGGACUACCAGGUCUUCCAGGUUUACCAGGUUUACUGGGUCCCCCAGGAAUACAAGGUCCGCCUGGGCGUUUAGGACCUGCAGGUUUACCGGGACCACCAGGACAACCUGGAACUCCAGGAGCGAAGGGUAACAUGGGCUUAAAUUUCCAAGGAUCAAAGGGAGAAAAGGGUGAUUCAGGUCUACAGGGACCACCUGGACCUCCAGGACAAUCAACAGAGCAGAAGGAACCAGGGGAUACUCAAGUCCAGAAAGGAGAAAAGGGUGGAAAAGGCGAGCGAGGUUAUGAUGGAGAACCUGGGCUUCAAGGGCUUCCAGGUCCUCCUGGUGGUGCAAGGGGACAAAAGGGUGAACCAGGAGAAUCAGGAAAAAUAGGAAAACCUGGAAAGGAAGGAAGAAGUGGGUUCCCUGGUGCUGAGGGCCCUUCUGGUGAUCGUGGUUUUCCAGGAAGUCCUGGCAGCGAUGGAGACAAGGGUCAAAAAGGUGACCGUGGUGUCCCUGGACCUCCUGGGGAAGUAAUUAGAGGACAGGAACCAGUAACCAUAGGACCAAAAGGAAACACCGGACCCCCUGGAUUAACUGGAAGCAAAGGAGAGCGUGGCUAUCCAGGUUCACAAGGUCCUCCUGGCUUGCCCGGUCCUGCAGGUAACUCUAUCCCAGGUCUACCUGGAGAUCCUGGUCUAGCAGGGGAACGGGGACAGAAGGGAGAUGAAGGUCCACAAGGAAUAUCUAUACCAGGUCCUCCAGGUCAAGAUGGACGCCAAGGAUUUCCAGGUCCACCUGGACCACCUGGGCCAAGGUCUCCUAUUGCUGGAGAAGUCUGUUCACCAGGGUCACCUGGUCUUCCAGGCCUUCCAGGUGAUUCCGGACUUUCAGGAGAAAGAGGACAGAAAGGUGACAAGGGAGAUACAUGCUACAACUGCAUUGGAAACGGUCUUGUCGGCCCACCAGGAGACCCUGGCCCUCCUGGUUCACCUGGAAACCCAGGACAGCCUGGUUUUUCUGGGUCAAAAGGUGAUUCUGGCCUUCCUGGUUUGACAGGUCCUCCAGGGCCACCUGGAUUUAAUGGUGUUCCUGGAAGCCCUGGACGGCCUGGUUCCAAAGGAGACCCUGGUGAAGUUAUUUCACAGACUGGAUUUAAAGGGGAAAAGGGUGACCCAGGAUUCCCAGGUCCAGCAGGCAGUCCAGGUCUAGAUGGCAACCCCGGAAGAGAUGGAAUCCCAGGAUUUACAGGUCCUAAAGGAGAACCUGGUGGCCUUGCUUUCAAAGGUGAACGUGGCCCAUCUGGUGAUCCUGGACUUCCUGGGAUUCCAGGUGAUAGAGGUACUUUAGGUCCUCCUGGCUUUGGUCCUGCUGGUCCCAGUGGUGAGAAAGGAGUGCAGGGAGUAUCCGGUCGUCCAGGAGCCCCCGGAGCUCCAGGUGUUAAAGGACCGCCUGGUCAGACUGUAACAGAGAAAGGAGCACAAGGGCCCAAAGGUUCUUCUGGGAACGCAGGUCCUUCAGGAGCACCAGGUGAACCUGGUCAACCUGGACAACCUGGUCUUCCAGGCCUUACAGGAAUGAAGGGAGACUCUGGAGUAUCAGGCAUUGGUCUUCCAGGGCCAGCAGGGCCAAAAGGUUUUCCUGGAUCCCCUGGGCCACCAGGCCCACCUGGAACAUCAGGGAGAUCUGGAUCAGAUGGAACACCAGGUCAGCCAGGCUUCCCAGGGCAAAAGGGUGAUGCUGGAUUUGGGUUGCCGGGUCCUCAGGGCCCCCCAGGAACUUCUGGAUUUAAGGGAUCACAAGGACCAAAGGGAGAUUCUGGCUUUCCAGGGAUGCCAGGGGCUCCAGGACGAGCAGGGUUUGAUGGAACGCCAGGACCAAAAGGUGACCCUGGGCAAAAUGGACAGCCUGGGUCUCCAGGACCUCAAGGUUUGCCAGGUAGUGGUGGUCAGGGUCCUCCUGGUUCUCCAGGGCUACCUGGACCCGCUGGUCCUUCAGGUUCACCAGGAUUUCCAGGUAUACAAGGUGAUAAAGGAGAUACUGGUCCUCCAGGGUUUGAAAUUCCUGGGCCACAGGGAGAACGUGGUAGUCCUGGAUUUCCUGGAGAACGUGGAUUUUCAGGACCACCAGGGCCACCAGGAUUUCCAGGUCGUGAUGGGUUACCAGGUAGUAAAGGUACCAAGGGUGAAAUGGGAGUAAUGGGACCACCUGGACCUGCAGGAACUUCCGGCAUCCCAGGAAAUCCCGGUUUUCCUGGUCAAAAAGGUCUUGAUGGAUUUCCUGGGCAACCCGGCUUAAAUGGCAACCCUGGGUUAAGAGGGGACAAGGGAGAGCGUGGUCUUAUAGGCCCUCCAGGAAAUGUUAUUGGAGGAGGACUUGGAAGUAAAGGAAGUAAAGGAGAUCCUGGGAGAGAUGGUUCACCCGGAUUAAAUGGAGAAAAAGGCUAUAGUGGUAUGCCUGGUAAUCCAGGAACGCCAGGUCAAAGUGGGACCCCAGGAUCUUCAGGUUUACCUGGGCCUAAAGGAGAUUCUGGCUUUCCUGGGCAACCUGGAUUACCCGGGUCUUCUGGACCAAAAGGAAACAUGGGAGAGAUGGGACUUCCUGGGCCAUCGGGUGAAAAAGGCUUUCCUGGACAGUCAGGGCGUCCUGGAUCACCAGGACCUCCAGGAUUUGGUGGAUCUAAAGGUGAAAAAGGUGAAUCAGGACUUUCAGGCACGGGUCCACCUGGCUCACAAGGACAGAAGGGUGACACAGGGCCAGGGGGUUUUCCUGGCACUCCCGGAGUUAAAGGAGAAGCAGGAAGCCCUGGAUUACCAGGAUUACCAGGCGUUCCAGGCAGUAAAGGAGAUCCAGGUUCCCCAGGAUUUUCAGGUGCUUCAGGUAUUCCAGGGUCUAAAGGACUUGAUGGACCUCCAGGAAACCCUGGGACUUCAGGCCCACCGGGACCAAGGGGAGAACUUGGACGUCCUGGGGCACCAGGAUCUCCAGGUGAAAAAGGUCAGCCUGGUCAAGAUGGAAUUCCUGGACCUGCUGGUCUAAAAGGCGAAUCAGGAUUACCGGGUUUUGGAUCACCAGGAUUGUCGGGACUUCCUGGAGGUCCAGGUGCAAAGGGUGAUCCAGGAAUUUCUGGAUCUCCCGGAUCUCCUGGAUUUCCUGGUGUAAAAGGAGACAGUGGUUAUCCUGGAAGUCCGGGUAGCCCAGGAUCACCAGGACAACCAGGUCUCCCAGGACUUUCCACACCAGGUCCCAAAGGAAAUCCUGGACCAGCAGGACCUUCUGGAAGAUCAGGCCCUGAAGGUCCUCAAGGUUCACCUGGCCCAGAAGGACCCCGCGGCCCCCCUGGCAGUUCAAGCUUCAAAGGGGAUAAAGGAAAUUCUGGUGUACCUGGACAGCCUGGAUUUCCAGGACCUAAAGGAGACCCAGGAAUCGCAGGUGUUCCGGGUGAUCCUGGAAGACCAGGUUUAAAUGGAAUGAAAGGAGAUCAGGGCGUUCCGGGUGUCCCAGGAUUCCCAGGUAUGAAAGGGCCAGGUGGUCCUUCUGGUCUGUCUGGUGGUAAAGGUGAUCUAGGUAGCCCAGGUCUUCCAGGUCUCCCAGGACCACCUGGUCCCAAAGGCGAGAUCAAGACAGUACAGGGGCCACCCGGACAACCAGGGCGUCCAGGAAACUCAGGACCUCCUGGACCACCAGGUCCCCCCGGAUCACCAGGUCCUUUAGGGCCAUCAGGUGACUCUGGCAGAGAUGGACUUCCAGGAUUUGAAGGGCAGGCAGGACGCAAAGGUGACAGAGGUCCACAGGGGCAACCAGGAUCAAGAGGAAACCAAGGCCCUCCAGGUCCAGAUGGAUUGCAAGGUCCUCCCGGCUCUCCUGGAUUAGGAUCUGUAGCUCAUGGAUUCCUUAUUACCCGCCACAGCCAGUCUACAGAUUCGCCACCUUGUCCUCAGGGAACUAACAUAGUCUAUGAUGGGUAUUCUCUUCUCUAUGUACAAGGAAAUGAAAGAGCCCAUGGUCAAGAUCUGGGUACUGCUGGAAGCUGCCUGCGACGUUUCAGCACUAUGCCUUUUAUGUUCUGCAACAUCAACAAUGUGUGUAAUUUUGCAUCAAGAAAUGAUUACUCCUAUUGGCUCUCUACACCAGAGCUAAUGCCAGCAAACAUGGAGCCCCUAAGGGGAAGAGAAAUUCAGCCAUAUAUAAGCCGGUGCACUGUUUGUGAAGCUCCUGCCAUGGUGAUUGCCAUUCACAGCCAAACCAUUCAGAUUCCUCCCUGUCCUCAAGGGUGGUCCUCUCUCUGGAUUGGCUAUUCAUUCAUGAUGCAUACAAGUGCAGGUUCAGAAGGCUCAGGACAAGCUUUAGCAUCACCUGGAUCAUGUUUAGAGGAAUUCCGCUCUGCUCCUUUCAUUGAAUGUCAUGGCCGUGGUACUUGUAAUUACUAUGCUAACUCAUACAGUUUCUGGCUGGCUACUGUGGACCUUUCUGAAAUGUUUAGUAAACCUCAGUCUGAAACACUUAAAGCUGGCGACUUGAGAACACGUAUUAGUCGAUGCCAAGUAUGUAUGAAGAGGACGUAACGUUUUGGAGAACUGGCUACCUGUGGAAGAAAGCUUAGGUCGGAAUUGUCCCCUGUGACAAUGGUGCUACUGUGUAGAUAAAGUAAAAACCAGAUACUGUUUUAAAUAAAUUCAAAUGUACCUCACCAAAGUGCCAUAUUGAGGAUUGUCUGGUGCAUUUUGAUGAACGGACUGAGAAAAAGAUUAACCUCUGCUAAGAGAGAAACUUGAGUUUUCGCAAAGGAUCACAUGAAGUUUUUUUCCCAGUACCAAAAUGGCACUUUUUUAAUCAACUACACGAAGAAACGCACUGAGUAUGUAUAAAAUAACGAGGCUGCAGUUUUGGAAAACAUUUUUUUCAUGGUGCUACUAACCCUUCCAUACCCUGGGUUUCAAAAUAUAAAAAAAUGCUAAGCUUAUUUCUCUUUGUAAGUAAUGAAAUGUGUAUAUUGUGUAAAACACUUUUUUUUUUAGUUUGUCAAUGAAAUAAUUAGGGAAAAUACAAGUAUAAAAUCAUUUUUUAGAAUGUCACAAAUUUGUAUGAACCAUCUUGAUAAUUCAGCAGUAUUUUCAAGAAUUAUAACUUUCUAAGUCUUUUAUAUGAGAAUACUACUGAUUUUAUAGCUUGCAUUUUCCCCCCUUGUUCAAUUUGGAUUUUUAGCAAUGUAUGAUAAGUAUGUCUGUGGCCAAUGCCGAUUUGAUUGUUUAUACUGUCGCUGUGCAAUUCCGUUUUAUUUUUUUAUUUUAUUUUUACGUUUUGAUUUUUUUGUACACUGAACACAAGAUAUAACUAGCCAUAUUCUUUAUAGCAUUUAAAUAAGAGAAACACACAAAAGACUUACUUAAUAUGUUAGUUUAACUGUCAGAAGCAGCCUUUUCAGGAAUCACCAAAGUAUUUACACCUAUUAAAAAGCAUUGUCAUGUAUCUUGAAUCGAGCGUGAAUGAAAUAAAGAGAGAUUGGCUAUAUCAGUAUUUUACUUCUGGUCUUUCUGUGAGAAGGAUUUAAAAGCAUUUCACUUCCCAAGGAUAUAUAGGACUAUUCAAAAUUUUAUUUGCAAUAGUGUAUACACUAUUUUGUAUAGAUCCACUAUGUUUAAUAAAGAUUAUUUUUGCGCUUAUAUGUUAUGUGACACAAUAAAGAUUUUGUUACAUAGUAUCGAUAAACAUCUGAA